Molecule: messenger RNA, 3664 nt
Organism: Laetiporus sulphureus 93-53
Lineage: Eukaryota; Fungi; Basidiomycota; Agaricomycetes; Polyporales; Laetiporaceae
Product: leucine-tRNA ligase
Exons: 10
Coding region: 132-3383 (1083 amino acids)
Biological process (GO): leucyl-tRNA aminoacylation
Molecular function (GO): aminoacyl-tRNA deacylase activity; leucine-tRNA ligase activity; ATP binding
Source: RefSeq, a predicted model, not a curated record
GCCACAUCGAUCACACACAACGUCUCUCAGGGAAACAUUUGAAGCACUGCUUUCUCUCGAUCUUGGUCACCAUUCUUACUCUUUGGCGACGUGCUACACGUCCCACUCAUCUACCGGGCUUUGUCCGAACCAUGGCUUCCGCAAACACCAUUGAGCUUGCUCAGACUGGCAAGCGUGAUCUCCUCAUCUCCCUUGAGAAAAAGUACCAGGAGCAAUGGGCCGCGGAACGCGUAUUCGAGGUCAACGCACCGACUCCGGAGGAGACUGCGGGACUCUCUCCUGCGGAGGUCAGGGAGAAGUUCCCGAAGUGGUUCGGUAACAUCGCAUAUCCCUACAUGAACGGCUCGCUGCACCUCGGGCAUGCUUUCUCUAUCUCAAAAAUCGAUUUCGCUGCCGGCUACCAGCGGCUCCUUGGAAAGCGCGCUCUGUUCCCUCUUGGCUUCCACUGUACGGGCAUGCCGAUCAAGGCUGCCUCGGACAAGAUCGCUCGAGAAAUCGAGAUGUUCGGUUCUGAUUUCUCUGGAUACAAGCCCGAGGAUGAGACGCCAGUCCCGGCUGCCAGCACGUCCGUUGCACACAAAUCGGUGGACAAGGCGAAGAAGGGCAAGAUCGCGGCUAAGGCAACUGGUCUGCGGUACCAGUUCCAGAUCAUGGAGUUGAUGGGCAUUCCUCGCGAAGAGAUACCCCAGUUCGCGGACCCGUACUACUGGCUCAAGUACUUCCCCCCGAUCUGCAAGAAUGACAACAAUGCAUUCGGAUCACGCAUAGAUUGGCGGCGGUCGUUCAUCACGACGGAUGCGAAUCCGUACUAUGACUCGUUCGUCCGAUGGCAAAUGAACAGGCUCCACGAUAUGGGUAAGGUAAAGUUUGGCGAACGUUACACAAUCUACAGUCCGAAGGACGGCCAACCCUGCAUGGACCACGAUCGCUCGGAAGGAGAGGCUCUGGGGCCACAGGAAUAUACCGGCGUCAAAAUGGAGGUAGUCAGCUGGAGCGAGGCGGCUGCAAAGGAGAUUGAGGGCAAGCUUGGUGGUCGUAAGGCGUACUUGGUAGCAGCUACCCUGCGCCCAGAAACAAUGUACGGUCAGACGAACUGCUAUGUCGGCACAGCGCUCAAGUACGGCGUGUUCGUGAUCAACGACCAGGAGGCGUUUGUCUGCACAUACCGUGCCGCACGGAAUAUGGCAUUCCAGAAAACCACUGCUGUUCCGGGUCAGGUGCAGCAGCUGGUGGAGAUCGAGGGGUCGAACCUCGUCGGCACCAAGAUCAAAGCGCCGUUCUCUAUUAACUAUGAGGUGUAUGUGCUGCCGAUGGACAAUGUCCUUGCGACGAAGGGUACAGGUGUAGUUACGUCCGUGCCAUCCGACUCGCCGGACGACUACCAGACGCUGAUGGAUCUGCGCAAGAAGCCCGAGUUUUACAAGAUAGACCCAUCAUGGGCCGCAUUCGAUCCGGUACCCGUCAUCUCUACGCCCACAUAUGGUGACAUGACCGCACCUGCGGUGGUCAAGAAGUUCAAGAUUCAGUCGCAGAAGGACACCAAGCAGCUCGCCGAAGCCAAGGAGGUCGCAUACAAGGAGGGCUUCUACAAUGGGACUAUGCUCGUCGGCGAGUUUAAGGGCCAGUCCGUGCAGGAUGCGAAGCAGAAGGUGCGCGACAGCAUGAUCGCGCAGGGUCUUGCGUUCGCGUAUGCGGAGCCUGAGGGGUUGGUUGUGUCCCGGAGCUCGGAUGAAUGUGUUGUUGCCUUGAUGGACCAGUGGUAUUUGGACUACGGAGAGCCGUCGUGGAGGGCGCAGGCAGAAACAUUGCUCUCGAGGAUGGAGACCUACCACCAGGAGACGCGCAAUGCGUUCGAGGGUGUCCUCGCGUGGCUUAACAAGUGGGCAUGCGCGAGGACUUACGGCCUGGGUUCCAAGCUGCCGUGGGAUCCCGCGUUCUUGGUGGAGAGUUUGAGCGACUCCACCAUCUACAUGUCGUACUACACCGUCGCGCACCUCCUCCAAAGUAGCAUCGAUGGCCAAAAACGCGGUCCACUUGACAUUGCCCCCGAACAGAUGACAGAUGAAGUCUGGGACUACCUCUUCCGCGACCAGCCCUGGCCAGAAAACGCCCCGGUAUCGAAGGACAAGAUCGAUAUCAUGAAGCGGGAAUAUAACUACUUUUAUCCAUUCGAUGUGCGGUCGUCCGGCAAGGACCUGAUCCCAAACCACCUAACGUUCUGCAUCUACAACCAUGCUGCAUUGUUCUCGGAGGACAAGUGGCCGUUGAGCAUGCGGACAAAUGGUCAUUUGAUGGUGAAUGGGCAGAAGAUGUCGAAAAGCAAAGGCAACUCGAUGACGAUGCGACAGUGCGUGGAGAAGUUCGGUGCAGAUGCUGCACGACUGUGCUUGGCGGAUGCGGGCGAUGGUAUCGAGGAUGCGAAUUUCGAUGAGAAGACCGCGAACGCAAACAUUCUGCGACUGUUUACGCUGAUCGGCUGGUGUGAGGAGAUGAUACAAGACGAAUCAAAGUUGCGAUAUGGUAAACGCAACUAUCACGAUCGUGUCUUCGAGGAGGAGGUCUACAGCCGCAUCAACACCACAAAUCAAUGUUACGCUGAUAUGCAGUAUAAGGAUGCGAUGAAGUAUGGCUUUUAUGAGCUGCAAAGCACACGCGACUGGUACCGCGAAGUGACUGCUGAUGUGGGCAUGCACGGGGACCUCGUCAAGUGGUGGAUCCGCGCUGCAGCGCUUCUCGUCUGCCCCGUCGCCCCUCACUUUUCCGAGCACGUCUGGCGGACAGUACUCAAAGAGCCAAAGUCCGUGCACCACGCCCGGUGGCCGGAGCCCCGACCCGCAGACCAGACAAUCAUCGACUCGGGCGCAUACAUGCGUGACACGAUUAAGACCAUGCGCGAUGCGGAGCUGUCGCUGCUGAAGAAGAUAAGCAGAGGAAAGCAGGGCCAUGCGCCGUAUGACCCUACGAAGCCGCGCGCGGUGCGGAUUUACGUUGCAGCCACGUUCCCCGAAUGGCAAAACCAGUGUGUGCGAGCGGUCAAAGAGGCAUACGUUGCCGAGGCGGACAAAGUAGACGACGUGAAGGUGCGCGAGCUGUUGACGCAGCAAGGGCUCAUCAAGGAUAAGCGCGUCAUGCCUUUCGUUCAAGCAUUCAAAAAACGUAUAGCGCAGUUCGGUGCGCAGACCGCGUUCAACCGAACAGUGCCCUUCUCGGAAGUCAAAGUGCUUGAACAGAUCCUGCCCUAUCUGAAGAAGACCUUGAACCUGGUCGACGCUGAGGUCCUUCUGGCGGACGAUGCAAAGGCAAAGGCAACAGACACUUUCACCAAGUCCAUUAUAGAGGGCGCAGAGCCCGGUAAUCCUGCUUUCGAGUACCGAAACGUAUAGGGUUAGAUUGGUAAUUACGGUGCGGUUUAAAUACAUGCUAUGAUCGUUUGAUGGCUGUUUGCAAUGGAUUCACCUGCUGCACGUCUUAGCUUGCCGUUUCAUGCAAGUCCAUUUGAGCCUAAUUCCGAUGUAUUAUAAGUUCGAAUCGGGCAAUCACCGCCUUGACCAUCGAGAUCAGUACGUAGUCAACUUGCGCGGACCACUGACCAGUCUCGGUCCGACAGCAAUAUGGUAUCCGUCCGCCGCUAUCUGACAUCCAUCACAAUAAUUUCACCAUGAUU